Messenger RNA from Penaeus indicus, 6003 nucleotides. It is a transcript of the gene sti, whose product is annotated as citron rho-interacting kinase-like. Gene Ontology annotation, molecular function: protein serine/threonine kinase activity; ATP binding. Lineage: Eukaryota; Metazoa; Arthropoda; Malacostraca; Decapoda; Penaeidae. Bases 79 to 6003 code for a protein of 1974 amino acids. Gene Ontology annotation, cellular component: cytoskeleton; cytoplasm. The record is from RefSeq and is a predicted model, not a curated record. Gene Ontology annotation, biological process: actomyosin structure organization; mitotic cytokinesis; peptidyl-threonine phosphorylation. The transcript is spliced from 39 exons.
UUCACAGACGAGACGGAGGGCGGAGAAGCGAGGGAUUUAAACCAAAAUUCAUGGUUUAGUGGCUUUAUUUCAGGUAAAAUGACCGAGCCCAAACUGGAGCCCAUUGUGAAGCGCAUCCGUCACCUGAGUUCCCUUGUGAGCACGUCAGGGCUGGAUGGCGGCAAGGGCUCGGGGUUUGUCACGCCACAGCUGGUUGGGCACGAGGGCUUGCUGGAUGCUCUCUUCGUCCUCUACGAUGAGUGCAAUAAUGAUCAGAUGAAGAAAGAUGCAAACGUGUGUGCGUUCAUUGACAAGUAUAGGAGCACAGUACAUGACUUACGUAAAUUACGCGUGAACUUGAAUGACUUUGAGCAGAAGAAAGUGAUUGGAAAGGGCCAUUUUGGUGUUGUCCAAGUAGUUAGAGAAAAAGCAACAGGAAAUGUUUUUGCUCUCAAAAGCCUUCGCAAAUCAGACACCUUAUCACAACAACAUGUUGCUUUUUAUGAGGAAGAGAGGGAUAUCAUGGCAAAAGCUACCUCAACCUGGAUCACAAAAUUGCAGUAUGCAUUCCAGGAUGACCAGCAGCUUUACUUGGUGAUGGAAUUCCAUCCUGGUGGAGAUUUGCUGUCUUUGCUGGAUCGGUACGAUGGCACGUUCUCGGAGGACAUGGCGCGCUUUUAUUUGGCAGAAAUCACCCUGGCUAUACAUGACUUACACUCCAUGGGUUAUGUGCAUAGAGAUAUAAAGCCUGACAACAUACUGAUAGACAGAUGUGGUCAUGUCAAGUUAGCUGACUUUGGCUCUGCGGCAAAACUCACAUCGUCAGGUGUUGUCAGAAGUAAAAUGCCCGUUGGAACUCCCGACUACAUAGCUCCAGAAGUCCUGCAGUCGCUUAACGAGAAAGCUUCCAGUGUCUCUUACGGGGUGGAAUGUGACUUGUGGUCCCUUGGAAUAAUGGCUUAUGAAAUGUGCUUUGGUGAUACACCGUUCAAAGGGGAGAAAGUAGUCGAUACCUACAGUAACAUCAUGAACCAUAAGAAAAAACUCAAAUUUGAUGAUGAAGAAAAUGUAGUCAGUGAGGCUGCGAAGGACCUUAUACGUGGCUUGCUUGAAGAGGCCAGCCAUCGCCUGAAUCACUCGGCAAUCGUUCAGCACAAGUUUUUCCUUUUGGUGAACUGGAAUGAUCUGCAAAACUGUGCCCCACCAUUCGUCCCCAUUGUGAACAGUGUAGACGACACAAGCAACUUUGAGGAAUUUGAGAACGAGAGGAGGCUGCCCAGUGUUGAUGCUUUCCGUACCCGACAGGGCUUCUCGGGCCGGAACUUGCCCUUUGUGGGUUUCACUUACAAUAGGGGCAAGACCAAUGCAGAAGGGCCCAAUCCUACUCCUGGCAUUAGAACAAAUUCCAUUGGUUCAUCAAUUGUCAAUGUCUCCUUCCUUGAUGAAACCUUCAGGGACUCCUCUCAGCGUGAUGAACAAGUAAAGUCCCUGAAAAAGGAAAACCAUGAACUUAAACUGGAGCUUGAGCAACUGAAGGACAAGGAACAUGGAAGGGAGGUCCAAGCGAGAGACAGGAAACUGAAGGAGGCUGAGUGCAAGAUUGAAUAUUUGGAGAAGGAGCGGCAGCGCUUGGAGGAGGAUAAUGUUCGCAAUGAGAGAGCUGCAGCUACGUAUAAAAGAGACCUUGCUUUAGAGAGAUCUAACCGAGUACAGACUGAGACACAGACCAUUGAACUCGUCAGAGGAAUGAAGAACAAGUGGAAGCAGGAGGAAGCCAAGAAGAUAGAGGCUUUAUCUAGCAAAAUUGCUGCAUAUGAGGAAGAAAUUGCAUUCCAGCAGUCACAACACAAGGAAGUAGUGAAUGCACUGGCUGAGAGGGAGAAGGAGUUCAAAGCAUUUGCAACUGAGACUCAGAGGCUGAAGAAGCAACUCCAUGCAAAGGAGAAGAUGGAAAUCUCCUUCCAAAAGGAGAAGGCCGAGAUGGUGUGCCAUGGAGAUUGUUCUCCAGCUCAAGAGGCAAAGCAGAAACUUGAGGAACUCAUCCAAAAGCUGGAGAAGGAGAAGGAAAAAAGAGAGAAGAUCACCACAAAACUGGAGGAAGCAGCAUCGCUGAGGAACGAACUGGAGAAGGAGCUCCACCAGAAGGCUCACGUGGAGGAUGAAAGCAAGCUGAUGGAGAACCAGAUGGAGGAACUCAGCCAGAAGCUAGCCGAGACUGAGAGGGCCUUGGAGGCAGCGGAGGACAAGAUGAAGCACUUCGAACAGCAGAAUCAUGCUGCAAAGAAGCAGCGAAUUGAAGAACUGGAAGGCCAACUUUCCCAAGAAAAGAAGGAAUGUUCAAUUCUGCGGAACCAGUUGCAGGAAUUAACAGGCCGUUUGAAUGAGUCACGUGCUAGUUACGAGAGCCUGGAUUCUACUCGCAGUCUGAGGGAAGAGGAGCAGGAGGCGAAGAUUAAGGAAUUGGAACAAGAGUUGAAACUAGCAACUUCAGGCAAAUUAGACCUCCAAAACCAGCUUGCAGUUGUAAGGGCAAGGGAAGGAGAGCAUAAGAGCAAGAUAUCAGAACUUGAAUUGCUGCUCUCCAAGCUCGACGAUACUGUACGCAGCCUGGAAAAUAAAAAGUCCUCCACAGAAGCAUGUGCAGAGACAUUCCAGGCUAAACUGCAGCUCCUUGAGGCUCAGCUGGAGUCGGCCAAGGCUGCUUGCGAGCAGGACAAGGAGAAGGCCAAGAAGUUAUCUGAAGACCUAAGAGUGGCUAAGGCAGAGCUGUCAGACUGCAAAUUGGACUUGCGUGUAGCCCAGAGAGACGCCAAGUCAUCCCAAGACACUAUCUCGUAUUUGAGGGAAAGAAGCCGAGAACAGCGAACGCAGCUUGAGGAGAAAGAGACUGCUGUACAGAAGGUCAAAGAACUGGAGGAAGAACUGCGAAAGAGCAUGGAGAAGCAGGAUGAGGAGAUCCAGAAGCAAGAGGCUCAGUUUGAGAAAGAGAGGGCAGCUCACAAGCUUGAAAAACGAGGACUGGAAACUCAGAUCAAGAUGGUUGAAUCUGCACGAGAGGAAAUCAAACACGAGAAGCAGAACAUGAGAAGUGAAGCUGAUGAUUUGAGGAAGAAACUCCAAGACUCAGAAGCAACAAUAGCUCAGCUGAAGGAACUGUGCUCCAUGCAAGAUGAAGAAUUGACAGUGAUGGAGAACCUCUCUGAACAAAUCAAAACUCACCAGGAGGAGAAGGACAAACUCCAGAAGGACAUUGAGAAACUCCAAGCUGACCUGAGGACGGCACGGUCAGCUGUCAAUGAGGAAAAGUCCUUGAAGUUGUUCCAGGAGAGGAAGGUGAAGGACCUGGAGAGUCAGCUGAAUUGUCGAGAUGAGGAGAGUGACCAGCAGGUGGCACGACUCAAUGAGCAACUGCAAGAGUCCAACAAGUCCAGCUUGGAAUUGCAUGAACAGAUUGAGAGUCUGGAGAAGGAACUGAAAGAGGCGACUCUCCUGGUUCGCAACAUGGAGCGCGAGUUCACAUCUCUCCAAGGCCAGCGUGACUUGAUGCAGCAGGAGAUUGAUGGUCACAUUCACCACAUCCACACCCUCAAGGAUUCCAACUUCAAGCUGACAGAAGCGCUGGAAACCGCAGUGUCCAAGGGAGAGGCAUUCAAGCAGAAGAUUGAGGAAGUAGAGCGCAUGCUAGCAGACCAGCAACUGAUGUUUGAGGAUGAGAAGAUCAAGAUGAAGAGCACCAUUGAGCAACAGACCAAGCUGAUUGACUUCUUGCAAGCUAAGACUGACAAUUCUAAGAAGAAGAAGAACUUCAAGGAAAAGUUGUUUGGAGGGAAGGACAAAGAGAACACUGGCUUCAGCAUGCCACACCAAUACAGAGAACUGGAGGACCUGUUGGCACGAGAGCGAAUGAAUGGCAAACAGAUCCAAGAGCAGCUGAUCAAGGCCAGGGCUGAGAUUGUUGCAUUGAGGGCUAAUGGUGGCACCCUGGACAACAAGAGUGUCAUGGGCACUCCUCGACCCCCAAGAACUCCCAUGGUGUCACGCACCCCCCUCCAGACGAAGACUCCCCAAAACAAGAGGGCCUUAGAACACAUAGUGGACUCCCCCAACGUGCAGGAGAGCAGCUCCAAGCAAAGGAUGCGGCACAACAUCCCCCAUAGGUGGCAGUCUGGCCUUCAGAUGAGAGCAAUCCGGUGUGCAGGUUGCCUGGAUAGCAUUCCCUUUGCAAGAAAUGCCUCCAAGUGUCAAGAGUGUGGAAUUAUUGCACACAACAAGUGUUGUAUGGAAUUGCCAUCGACGUGUGGCCUGCCUGUCCAAUUUGCAGAACAUUAUGCAAGAGGUUGGAGUUCUGAUUCUCCAGUGAAGUCCCAAGGAUCUCAUUCCUCUCAGAAGUGUGUGAUUCAGGGAUGGUUGAAGAUGCCAAAGUCUGGCAAAGCCUGCUGGGAGAGCCGUUAUGUUAGCCUGGAGCAAGAGGAGAUCCUGAUGUAUGACCAUGAGCCCAGUGCUGGCAUGCAACCUCGCUCUAAAAUUAGCCUGUCACGCCCUGGCUGUAUUACCACUGUUAUGUCUGCUGUUCCGAGGUCUGAGCUACCCAAUACUAGCAGUGUGGAUCUCCCCUAUGUCCUUAAGAUUGAAAUUCGUGCAAAGACUGCCUCUGGACACUCUGAUACUCUGUAUUUCAUGACUACUAAUUUUGAAGAAAAGCAGUCAUGGGUAUCUGCCUUAGAAGGGGUUUUGGCACAAAUGAACAAGGGUGAGGUGGAGGACAACAGUUUGACAGCAUGCAUCCAGGAGAACACAUUGUUAUCACUAGAUGGCCCUAGUCCUCUGGAUAUCAACAUUAUCGUUUACCUGAAUAAAACUACUGCACUGGUUGGAGCAACAGAAGGCCUUUACUCCUUUGAGUUGGACCAGUCGGGGAAGCUGCGGUCUCGUGCACGCAUAGAAGGCAUCAGCAGCAUCCACCAGAUCUUGAUGUUAGAGGAAGCUGGGAUGGUCCUCUUUAUCGCUGGCAAAGAGAACCUGGUGUACAUGAUUGACAUGCGGACAGUGGUUGCUGCAGCAGAAGCAGCUCAGCUUUCUAAGCCAAGUUUAAGUAUGCAACGAGUGGAACCGCUUCAGGGUUGCCAUCUAUUGGCCUCAGGUUGCACUACAGCAAAACAGACUUUCAUGUGUGCUGCAGCUUCUGACAGAAUUAGCAUCUUGGUGUGGAAUGACCUGAAGAACGAGUUUAACGUCUGCCGUCAGUACAGCACCCAGGAACCCUGCAGUUGCUUGCACUUCACCAAAGCCUCUCUUAUUGUGGGUGCUGAGAAGUUUUACGAGAUAGACCUCAAGACAUUUGAUAUUGAAGAAUUUUUGGAUGAGUCAGACACAUCUCUUGCUUAUGCCAUAUAUGGUUCAACCCAGAUGUCUUCCUAUCCAGUUGCCAUUCUGCAGGUGUCAAAGCCAGGAAAGUACGAGGAAUACCUGUUGUGCUUCUACGAGUUUGCAGUGUUUGUAGAUCCUUGUGGACAGAGGUCUAGAGAGCAUGACAUCAAAUUCACUCGCUUGCCCAUUGCCAUUGUCUUCCGCAGUCCCUACCUGUAUAUCAUACACCAGAAUGCAGUAGAGGUAAUUGAGAUCCGGCCAGACUCCUUCACCAAGGUGACCGGUGUUGACACAGACACAGACAGCGAUAUCGGCCCGCCCAUCAGGAUGGUUACGAAGAAUAUGGCCAGGCCGUCCUAUCUUGGUCCUGCGCUGAAUGCCGAAAGCAUCACCAUUGCCUCCAGGAGUUCCGAGAAGCUGCAGGUCAUGCAGAUAACAGCCAGCUUCCCAGAAGACCUUGACAUGUCCUCCACUUGGGGGACACUGCCUUCGUUUUCCAUGCAGAAAGAGGAACCAGACACAGUAUCGGUCAACUCGGUCAGCAGCAGGGGCAGUGUGACCAGCUCGGACAGUGACUUCGGCCAAUUCAACAAGCGCGUGCAGUUUACGAACGCUUCCCACACCCCCAGCAGUAAAAGAUCAAAGACGGGGUUAUAA